AACAAACAAUCAAUGAUCCUUGCGUAAAUUUGUUGUAUAAGCGAACUCCAAACUUCUGAAUAAAAGGAGGUGAUAUCUCUAUUGUAUACACAUUCAAACCACACACUAGCUUAGCAGUCUAGCCACUUAACUAGUAACUUACAGUACGAAGUAUGGAGGAGGUCCAGGAGGAGGAUGCAAAAACGAAAAACAAUGAGCAAAACAAUGAGCAGCAAACUGAGGGGGAGAGUAGUGAUUCACCGCCACCACCAACAGAUUCACCAUCCCCCUCAUCAGUUACUGACCUGUGUGUUACUGAUGUACCUGAUGAGCAUUACUCAGAAGCAUAUUCUAAGGCAUACUUCGACGAUCUUUUUGGUCCAGCCUCCACGGGACUGUGGAAUUACAUUGGCCCGGGAGGGAUAUACGCCAACAAUGCCAGAAGUAGAGUCCCACCAGAUCAAAGCGGCAUGAGUGGGGAGACAAAGAUUUUGAUGCCUCGGAUUAGUGAAGGAGAUGAAUGGCCUACCAAUUUCACUACAUCAAUAUUUUAUGGAGCUCAGGAUGUGGUUGAUAUCGCCCCGUCUAAUCAUUCUAAGAUCAAAGAUGGAGAUGAAGAGACAAUUUUGAAAAACUAUGCUACAAGAGGAGGAGAUUGGUGGAAGGGAUCGUACAACUACUGACGAGACUAAAGGUUGAGGACAAGAUUUAAAGCUUAGGUUGGAGCUCCAUGCAAGUCUCAAAACAGCACCUCGUUUCCAUCUCUUCCUUUUCUCUAUCUUUUUUCAUUCCUCUUUGAAUAAGCUAAGUUGUAAGCUACUGUAAUCCUUGCAUUUACCCGUGUAUCUCACAUUAAUGGAUAUUGUUGUCAAGUUCCUCAAGAACAUUUACUUUGAAAUAGAGGACCUAAUUAGGGGGUAGGGUCUUUCAUGCUUCAUUCAAAGAAUAGUAUUUAAUUGCCACUGGAGUACCAAGAAGUACUACCUCCGUAUCACUUUAAGAACCCAGUAGAUGACGAGCAUUUUGUCA
This is a messenger RNA of Cuscuta epithymum, 1008 nucleotides long. NCBI's taxonomy places the organism in Eukaryota, Viridiplantae, Streptophyta, Magnoliopsida, Solanales, Convolvulaceae. The record is from the annotation of a GenBank genome assembly.